Messenger RNA from Suillus plorans, 1300 nucleotides. RefSeq lists its product as uncharacterized. NCBI's taxonomy places the organism in Eukaryota, Fungi, Basidiomycota, Agaricomycetes, Boletales, Suillaceae. The transcript is spliced from 6 exons. The coding region runs from base 142 to 1185 and encodes 347 amino acids. The record is from RefSeq and is a predicted model, not a curated record.
ACAACUUUUCGUAGUAUCAUAUAUACGCUCCGUAAUAACAAAUUCUUCACCAGCCUGAGGUCUCAUUUUAGUGAACUACCCUCCUGCACUGCAGUUCAGGGAAUCAUUUGCGGUGGCUUGGCUCAGCUUUACUCUCAGUACAUGCUUGGAGUUGAUCUACGAUGGGAUCGACUUCGUUGGGCAUAUGAGUUCGAUGUCGCGAUGCGAACUAAGAGCGCAUCUGACUUGAGCGGCCUCAGCCGAGAGGAAAAGAAGAAGGCCCAGUGCUCCUUUGAACCAGGCGAAAUCGCUCACGUCGACGGUGGCGGUGGAAUCACGGCUGCCUUCUACGAAUUCUUGGGUCGUGACAACUUUCCACUGACGCCAAUAGAACGGCGAUACAUGCGCGUUCUUAACGACAGCGCUCCCGAUAUCAGCAAAUAUUGCCUUGUCCUCCAACGUCUCAGCGCAGACACAUUCAUUGUGUGCUACAUCGCGUCUUUCGGUGGUGUUGUAUACGGCACCGGCCUGUCUCCAGUAACUCGGUUUUUUUCCAUGGCUAUGGGCGACACACCUCCGUGGCCUCCCAAUUCAAGGCCUCUGCACGUUAUCCCGAGAUGGAUCGGGUCUGGCUUCAUAUUUGGUGUUCCCGUGGUCAGGAAAAAUCUGUCGAAGACAACUCAUUCCCGUGCUUCUCUUGCCCACGGAGAACUGCAUAGGGUAAGAUCUUUUAUUGCAGAAAGGCUCAAGCUCUUCCAGCAGGCCCAUAAAGAAUUGCGUGCAAAAGAGCGCGAUUGGCAUAAAGUCCGCAAGAAAACUGGUCUCAAAAUUGAUAGCUAUGUGGAUCCCGUGAUGUUGGACGUGGAUCAACCAGGCAGGGUAGGCUCUAGCCCUGCGAUACCCAGUGAAGUGCCCGCCCCUACCGACUUUACGGAAUGUUCAAACUUCAAAAACAUGCUUCGGAUGAAGCGUGACAUCAAAGUGCCUUUUCUCCACAAGCGUCGUUUCUUGGACGUUCCUCCGAGUAAUCACUUAGCCUGGUUACUGCAAUGGCAACGACAAGAUAUUACGUCUUCACGACUCUAUCUCAAGCGCUUCACGCCUCGACACUCAUCUUAUCCUGUGCUUCGACAUCUUCCACUCCCCUUUCGACCCCCCGGGAGAGCUCACUCAGUCCAACUUACAGAUAUUGGAGGAAUAUGGUAGUCCUAGAAGCCUCGUUCAGUCCCGCAUUCGACUACACUGGGACGGUAUCACUCAGGAUGUACGAGAGCAUACCGCGUCGUAUGAUUACAUUGUGGAGGUUGACAAAAACAUAUAU